UCUGUUCCAGGAAGGGCGGGGCACCUUUUCCCACCUGGGCAAACUGGCCACGCUCAGGCGCUCAUACAGAACAAAAUGGCGAUGUAGUUGGACUUCAUUCCCUGGACACCUACUUGACACAAUGAGCCAAGCACCCCGUGCAAACCGGGGCCACAGGGAGAGGAAUGGGGACCACCGGCAGCCCCGCGAAUCACAUGAGGAUGACCGCUCAUCAGCUGACAGGUCAUCUUCCCGACCGCCUUACUACAACAGAGAUCAAGACCGUUCUCCCAAACGUGCACGGGACAUACCGCGUGGUGAAUAUAGUGACUCCAAAUGCACGCACAUGUGCUCAAGGAGAGGUAUCGUUCUGAUCUGUUCUGUGCUGACCAAUGGCUUGGUCCUGAUCUGCGUGGUCGCCGCCCAGAUGGUAACUACAGGAUUAUCUUCCAUGGGCGGGCUCGGCAGCUUCGACAUCAACUCCAACUUUAACCUGCAAGGCACCGAGUUGCAGAAGGUGCGUGAACUGGACAUGCAGUACAGCCAGAUGAGAGCGCCGGGAAUCUACGGCGGUGUCGCGUUCAGCCUGACGAUGGGUGUAAUCUCGCUGCUUUUUGUAGUGGCAGGCAACAAGCCCCCUCACCAUUUGUCGCGAAAGCUUCUUUAUGGGGCGCUGAUAUUUCAGGCAGUAGGAGCCGCGGCCUAUGUGGUGGCUGUCGGUCUGUACCUGCACUUCGUCAUCGGUGUCAAUGCCACUGAUAUUUGCCAGCAGCGGGAACGGCUGUACGCGCGAAACGGGUACACAUGGAUGAACUGCGAUGUCAGUGGGGCGGAUGCGGCCGUCGCCUUAUUUGGACUCAUCACGGCCAUCUUAUACACGGCCGGGACUGUGCUUACCAUCCAGACUAUUCGUUGGGUGAGGCAGUACCUGCAGGAACGGAAACGGCGGCAAGUGGAGAGAGAGCAACCCAGAUCCCACCCACAUAGAGCCCCUUUAAGGGCUGAAACCACCUCUGUGUAAACGAGACCUUUCGCAACUCACUCCUUUCCUGUUCAUUUAGAGCUACAGGAGUUUUAACUAUUUUAACAUUCUUGUUGUGAAACUAAAAGCAGUCUCAGACAUCAGAACAUCGUUUGGAUUUUUUUAUUGCAAGGACAUCAGGACAUGUUGUUUUCUGUAUUUCUAAGGUCUAAUAUGUUGUGCUCUCAACAUCUGAGAUGCACAUGUAUUGCUCAAUUUAUAAAGUGAGAAUGAGUGAAAAAUCAUACUUCUUAUAUAAUGUGACUAACAAUAAUGGUACAUGUGUCCCUGCAAUUAAUUUUUUCAAACUUUUUACUGUGAAUUUUGAAUGGAUUCAUCAUGACAAAAGAUUUGUGUUUUAAAGGAGCAAUAUGUAAGUUCAACGAUUCAUUAAAUGGCCGUAAUAGUUCAAUAGACAUUAAAGAAACAUGUUGCAUAUAGUAUAAGUAUACACUGCAAAUUUAUUACGUCUUAAUCAGAUUUGUCUUAAAUCUAGUGAAAAAAUCCUUUAGGUGUUAGACAAGUUCACAGAUUAUGUGUUAGAUUAUUCAAUUUAAGUAAAUAUUACAUUAUUAAUAUUACUAUUAUUUUAAUU
This is a messenger RNA of Corythoichthys intestinalis (scribbled pipefish), 1595 nucleotides long. RefSeq lists its product as uncharacterized. The transcript is spliced from 4 exons. The record is from RefSeq and is a predicted model, not a curated record. NCBI's taxonomy places the organism in Eukaryota, Metazoa, Chordata, Actinopteri, Syngnathiformes, Syngnathidae. The coding region runs from base 122 to 1000 and encodes 292 amino acids. Gene Ontology annotation, cellular component: membrane.